AUGGACCCUCAAAAUGAUGGAAAUGAAAUUGUUGCUAAUGACCAAUUGAGUGAUGGUUUGGAUAAUUGUCGGUCCAAGGCCAAGCUCAUAGAUGGAGAUAAAGUUGUUGAGGAGCCUAAGAGCGGUAUGCUAUUUGGCUCCAUAGAGGAAGUCAUUGACUAUUAUAGGAAUUAUGGAAAGCAAGCGGGCUUUGGUGUGACACAAAAGAAGAAGAAAAAGUAUGAAAAUGGAGAUGUACACUACAUCAGUCUGACAUGUGCUCGCGGAGGCAAAGCAUCAUCCAAUUCAAGGCAUAAUCACGACUUAAGCCCAGGUAAAGCGAGAUACUUUCGGUGCAACAAGAAGUUGGAUCCUGCUAUGAAGAGAAAGCUUGAUAUAGAUGAUAGAGCUGGAAUCCGCACCAAAAAAAUUUAUAACGCACUAGCCGUUGAAGCGGGGGGUUAUGAGAAUCUUACAUUUGGAGAAAGAGUGUGUCGCAAUUAUAUUGCGAACUCAAGACGCCUUCACCUUGGUACAGGAGGUGCCGCAGCACUUCGUGACUAUUUCAAUAGAAUGCGGAAAGUAAAUGAUGAUUUUUAUUUUGAUAUAGAUGUGGAUGAUGAGUGUAGGCUGAGAAAUGUUUUUUGGGCUGAUGCACAAAGUAGGGCAUCAUAUGAAGAUUUUGGUGAUGUGGUUACAUUUGACACAACAUACUUAACCAACAAAUACGAAAUGCCAUUUGCUCCUUUUGUGGGAGUAAACCAUCAUGGUCAAUCAAUUCUUUUAGGGGCGGCAUUAAUUUCAAGUGAGGAUACGGCGUCAUUUGUUUGGUUGUUUGAGGCAUGGUUGAAAUGCAUGAAGGGCCGUGCGCCAAGGGCAAUUAUUACAGAUUAA
Alnus glutinosa is the source of this 873-nucleotide messenger RNA. RefSeq names its product protein FAR-RED IMPAIRED RESPONSE 1-like. The coding region runs from base 1 to 873 and encodes 290 amino acids. The record is from RefSeq and is a predicted model, not a curated record. Lineage: Eukaryota; Viridiplantae; Streptophyta; Magnoliopsida; Fagales; Betulaceae. The transcript is spliced from 3 exons.